GAUAGUGACUCCACUGACUCAGCUUUGACUUAGGAGACGAGCUCUGACAGGACUAUUGUUGAACCACCGGACUAUGACAGGAAGCAGAUACACACGUUCAGAGAGUUUGGCUUAUUGUGCAUGAAUUACACAGGAGAAACUACCCAGGAUUUAUGAAAGAGGAACCACUUUGUUUACUGGACCAAUUAAUGAUGACUGCAUCUGCACAGCUCCUUCUGAUGGGAUGUCUCACUCUGACUGUGGGGCUUGCUUUAGAUUUGGGGCCAAACCAGAUCAUGGAGUUUACAUUUAUGUUACCUGCAGGUGGCACAGAGUGUUUUUACCAAACAACCUGGACAAGUGACACAAUGGAAAUAGAAUACCAGGUGAUUGCAGGAUCUGGUCUGGAUGUUGGGUUUGCCUUAAUCUCACCCACCGGAUACCGGGUGGUCUCUGAGUUCAGGACAUCUGACGGCAUCCACAUGGUGGAUCCCACAGACUUUGGAGAUUACAGGCUAUGCUUUGACAACAGUUUCAGUAAACUGUCAGAGAAGACAGUGUUUUUCAAAGUUAUAAUUAACAGCCCGAGAAACACAGCUGGAGGCCAAGAAGAGUUGGCAGACAUCAUCGUGUCUGAGAGCGGGGUGGACUACAGACUUGAAGAAAUCAGAGGGAGAAUGGACACUGUGUACCGGCACCUGGAGAAGAGCCGUCAGGUCCAGACUAUGCUGCGGGCCUUUGAGGCCAGGGACCGUUACCUGCUAGAGGAUAACCUGUGGCGAGUGUCCUUCUGGUCCUGCUUAAACCUGAUUGUGGUGAUCAGUGUAGCCAUCACUCAGAUUUACACCCUGAGGCGUCUCUUUGAUGACACCAAGCGGGUCUGCACAUGAUGACAGAACCACUUCAUUGCUUUUAUCCCUCACAGGAUAACAUGACAAGUUGACAAGAACUUUUACCUUCCUCUUUUGUAAAGUUUGUUUUGAUAUUUUAUUGCAACAUGAUAAUCUAAAGAUGCAUAAUUUACAGAUGAUGCUAAUUUAGGAAAUUAAAUUCCUAAAGAAAACUCAAAUGUUAGGUACGUUGAUUACACACAGCAAUAUAUUUCAAGCACGUGUUUCCGUUAUUUUCAAUGAUAUGGUUUACAGGUAAUGAAUUGUGUUACAUAAGACGAAUAAAAAUGCAUUUUUAAAAUGCAGAGAUGGCAA
Messenger RNA from Girardinichthys multiradiatus, 1184 nucleotides. RefSeq names its product transmembrane emp24 domain-containing protein 1-like. Bases 153 to 869 code for a protein of 238 amino acids. The record is from RefSeq and is a predicted model, not a curated record. Lineage: Eukaryota; Metazoa; Chordata; Actinopteri; Cyprinodontiformes; Goodeidae. Gene Ontology annotation, cellular component: endoplasmic reticulum-Golgi intermediate compartment; Golgi apparatus; endoplasmic reticulum. The transcript has 4 exons. Gene Ontology annotation, biological process: intracellular protein transport; Golgi organization; endoplasmic reticulum to Golgi vesicle-mediated transport.